Messenger RNA from Ziziphus jujuba (common jujube), 1901 nucleotides. RefSeq names its product isocitrate dehydrogenase [NAD] regulatory subunit 1, mitochondrial. Gene Ontology annotation, biological process: tricarboxylic acid cycle; isocitrate metabolic process. The transcript is spliced from 4 exons. Gene Ontology annotation, cellular component: mitochondrion. Bases 180 to 1331 code for a protein of 383 amino acids. Gene Ontology annotation, molecular function: isocitrate dehydrogenase (NAD+) activity. The record is from RefSeq and is a predicted model, not a curated record. NCBI's taxonomy places the organism in Eukaryota, Viridiplantae, Streptophyta, Magnoliopsida, Rosales, Rhamnaceae.
UAGUAUAUUCUCUGCGUUCCCUUUCUUUUUCGUAUUUAUUUAUAUUUUAAUUAUUUGCUAAGCUUCUUUUCCCCGCAGAACUUUCAUGGCUUCUCGGAUCGCUUAGCCAUCAACGUCAAUCAUUCAAAAAACCUUGCCAAUCCAAAACAAAAAACUUUUUAAAAUCCCGUCGAACCGAAAUGCUUCUCACACCGAUGGCGAGAAGAUCCGCACACAUCCUAAAACAACUGCUGACGAAAUCGGAGUACUGUCCAACUCAAUCGGGCUCUUCAUGCUCCAGACUCACCACCCAAACCCGCCACAUCACGUACAUGCCCCGACCCGGAGACGGCUCGCCACGUGCGGUAACGCUUAUCCCUGGCGACGGAAUUGGCCCCCUGGUAACCGGCGCCGUGGAACAGGUCAUGGAGGCGAUGCAUGCGCCUGUGUACUUCGAGCGCUUCGAGGUUCACGGCGACAUGAACAAGUUUCCGGAGGAGGUCCUGGAUUCGAUUAAGAAGAACAAGGUUUGCUUGAAAGGAGGGUUAGCUACUCCAAUGGGAGGCGGUGUCAGCUCGCUCAAUAUGCAACUCAGGAGAGAGCUUGAUCUCUACGCUUCGCUCGUCAACUGCUUCAAUCUUCCCGGUUUGCCCACCAGGCACGACAACGUCGAUAUUGUCGUUAUCAGGGAAAACACCGAGGGAGAGUAUUCGGGUCUUGAGCAUGAGGUCGUUCCUGGCGUCGUUGAAAGCCUUAAGGUGAUAACAAAGUUCUGUUCAGAGCGUAUUGCUCAAUAUGCAUUUGAGUAUGCUUACCUGAACAACAGGAAAAAAGUGACCGCUGUACACAAAGCAAACAUUAUGAAGCAAGCAGAUGGUCUUUUCUUGGAAUCUUGUCGUGAGGUUGCCACAAAAUAUCCAGGGAUCGCUUACAAUGAAAUUAUUGUGGACAACUGCUGCAUGCAACUUGUUUCAAAGCCUGAGCAAUUCGAUGUCAUGGUGACACCCAAUCUUUAUGGUAAUUUAGUAGCAAAUACAGCAGCUGGUAUUGCUGGUGGCACAGGAGUCAUGCCUGGAGGUAAUGUUGGGGCUGAUUAUGCCGUUUUCGAGCAAGGAGCUUCAGCAGGAAAUGUAGGCAACCAGAAAAUCUUGGAAAAAAAGAAAGCAAACCCAGUGGCUCUGCUUCUCUCAUCUGCCAUGAUGCUAAGACAUCUCCAAUUUCCCUCGUUCGCCGAUCGAUUGGAAACCGCAGUGAAAGAGGUAAUACUAAAGGGUAAGUACAAGACGAAAGACCUUGGAGGACAGAGUACCACCCAAGAGGUUGUUGAUGCAGUCAUAGCUGCUUUAGAUUGAGAUUUUUUUAUUUACUUGGUCCACGUAUAACAAAAUUGUCUAUUUGGCUUGGGAUUUUUUAUUGCCCAUGUUCUUUCAUAUUUGUUCCUACGUUUUUUUUUUUUUUUUUUUUUUUCCGCGGCUAAUUUCAUUUGCUUUCCCUAGCAAUUAAAGAUAUAUAUAUGUAUUUUUUUUUUAAUUUCUAAUAAUCACAAUUCUUAUAGACUGUCAUGUUUAAUCUGGUCUAAUAAUCUCAUUUUUUAUUUAUUUUUUUUACUUAAAACGCAUUAGCAUCUGAAUUUCUAUUAUUUCUUCAUGAUAACAUACAUAUUCUGCAUUCAAACUGGAGUAUUUAUUGCACUUCUUAGCCGAUGAUACAUAGUGGUAAACUUUAACCAGAGCUAAUUAACAAGCUGUUUUUUAUUGCCGGGAGUCUUAGUAAUGAUUAUAUUACCAAUCAAAUUGAUCGAAUUAGGUAUGAAAUAACCUAAUAUGUAAUCGAUCAAAAACCAAAAGGACCAAUUUUCAGUAGUCUAAAUGGUCAAACAUUUGAUAACAGUGUAACUUUUUUUUUUUUUUUUUUUUCUUUUG